Molecule: messenger RNA, 2297 nt
Organism: Pseudophryne corroboree (corroboree frog)
Lineage: Eukaryota; Metazoa; Chordata; Amphibia; Anura; Myobatrachidae
Gene: CAP1
Product: cyclase associated actin cytoskeleton regulatory protein 1
Exons: 13
Coding region: 230-1660 (476 amino acids)
Biological process (GO): actin filament organization; cell morphogenesis; cytoskeleton organization
Cellular component (GO): cytoplasm
Molecular function (GO): adenylate cyclase binding; actin binding
Source: RefSeq, a predicted model, not a curated record
CGGCGCAUGGUGGAGGGCUAUGGGGCAAGGAUGACAUAGGACACGCCCACACCCGGCGCAUUCUCACACCGCUAUACCAUAUUCCUGUAUGGGCAGCGCUCGCGUGCCGUGCAUCACACCCGCCCACCGGUUCAUUUCGCGGAAGUGAUUUCCCGCGGCGUAUGCUGGGAGCUGGCUGGUGGCUGCCGGAAGCGGGGCAGAGAGGGAGCAGCGGCUGAGUUAUAAAGUCAUGGCGGAGCUGCAGAGUCUUGUUCUUCGCCUGGAGAAGGCUGUGGGAAAGCUGGAGGUUCUUGCAGCAGGGUCAGGGGCAGGUGCAUCCUCUGAAGACACAGCACAGUUUGUUCAGAUCUAUGACUCGCUCAUCAGUGGACCUGUAGGAGAAUUUAUGAAAAGCAGUAAGGCAAUUGGUGGAGAUCUAGAGAAACAGGCUGAGCUGCUUCUUGUUGGCCUAAAUUUACAGCGUGAUGUUUUGGUAAAAGCUUCACAGUUUCAGCAGCCAGAAGAGAAAGAACUCUCUGCUCUUCUUGCCCCUCUGUCUGGUCAGAUUCAGGCUGUGCAACAAUUUAGAGAGCAGAAUCGAGGUAGCAAACUAUUUAAUCAUCUUUCAGCAAUAAGUGAAAGUGUCCCUGGCCUUGGAUGGGUAGCAGUGACCCCCAAACCUGGUCCCUUCGUGAAGGAGUUCACUGAUGCAGCAAUGUUUUACACCAACAGGGUGCUGAAGGAAUAUAAGGAUGUAGAUAAGAAACAUGUAGACUGGGUCCGUGCAUAUCUGAACAUCUGGACAGAGCUGCAGGCCUAUAUAAAGGAACAUCAUACAACAGGCCUGAGUUGGAAAAGGACUGGUCCAAAGGUUGGGAGUGCCACUUCUGCACCAUCUGCUCCUCUGGCCCCCAGAGCUGGACCACCCCCACCUCCUCCCGGAGGACCUCCUCCCCCUCCCCCUCCCCCACCAGUCUCUGCAUCUGCUCCAGGUGAUGACUCAGUGUCUCGUUCCCAGCUGUUUGCAGAACUCAACCAGGGAGAAAAUAUUACCAAAGCUCUGAAACAUGUUUCGGAUGAUAUGAAGACUCAUAAAAAUCCUGCUUUGAAAGCUCCGAGUGGUCCAAUUCGAGGACCUAAACCAUUCACUAGUCCAAAACCAACAAACAUUGGUUCUCCUGCAGCCAAACCGGCUCCCAAGAAGGAACCAGCAAUACUGGAAUUAGAGGGCAAAAAAUGGAGAGUGGAGAACUACGAGAAUGCAUCCAGUCUGCAGAUAAGUGACACUGAACUCAAGCAAGUGGUUUAUAUCUACAAGUGUGUAAACAGCACCUUGCAGAUCAAGGGCAAGAUCAAUUCCAUCAUUGUAGAUAACUGCAAAAAGCUUGGCUUAGUGUUUGAAGAUGCUGUCGGCAUUGUGGAAAUCAUUAAUUCCCGUGAUGUAAAAGUACAGGUGUUGGGUAAAGUGCCAACAAUAUCGAUCAACAAGACUGAUGGCUGCCAUGUUUACUUAAGUCAGGAUAGCAUUAAAUGUGAGAUCAUCAGUGCCAAAUCCUCAGAGAUGAACAUUUUGGUCCCAGGCAGCGGAGGAGAAUUUAGUGAGUUCCCAGUGCCAGAGCAGUUUAAGACGGUUUGGAAUGGUAAGAAGUUGGUGACCACGGUGACUGAGAUCGCUGGGUAGAUGCAACAAUCUGCCUUCCAUGACAUGGCUGGACACCAUGUCUUCUACAGCCCUCUGUGUUCUCUCUGCUGCUUCUCUUGAGGAUUGCUCUAGCUGUAGGAUAGAGACCUGAUCUUACAGCUCUAUGCUGAUUAAUGUCCUGCUGUACCACACCUAAUUAGUGCCAGAAGUUAACCGAGAGCUGCUUAUGCUAAUCUCUUGUCCCACCCUGCCCAUGCCAAUUUAAAGGGUAGGACGCUGACUGUCACUAUAUACGAUUUAGGCUAGUGGCUGGAGGGAGCAGUAAAAUGUUAAUUGGACCAAAGUAUGACUGGGUAGGGAGCAGUUUGUUUAAUUCCAUGCACACAGGGAAUAGCACAGCUCUUGCCCACUGAAUAUUGGCUUUUUCUUUUCAGCACUUCCAGGGUUUACUUUUUAUAUAGAAAUAUCUACAGAAAUAUGCAAUUCUUUUCCUUAAUCUCUUACUCUUCCUGGCUUGUCACUCCUGUACUGAUACUUAAUGCCAAUGUGUACCGAACCUUUCUAAUGUGUUAGCAGGUUCUGUUCUAAUAUUAAGGGAACAGGAACAGUCCCUGCACAGACUGUGGAACGAGUUUACAAAUCAAUCAUUUUAUUAAAAAUUCAAAGUUAAGUGAAA